UAUGGCUAGACAGCCUAGACCUUUGAAAAUGUUCCUCCACGAAGCCAUAACCAUCCAUGGCGUUUCCAGCUGCUCUCAGUCUCAGUACUGCAUCUCUCUCAUCAAUCUCAAGCCAUCCACACUCUCAUCUCCUCCCUUCUCAUCAAAUUAACUGCAGCUUCUUCUCUCCCUCUCCAUGUAUAUACAGUAAUCAUACUAGUCAUUCAAAGCCUUACAGAAGACUAACACCCUGCAGCCAGCACUGUUGUUUUCGUGUUUCGUAUCGAUUCUCUGCUGGUGCCGAAGGCGAGGACGACGACAACGAAGAAGCCGAGGAUGGUAGCUUCGAUGAAGCUGUUGUCCUUUUCAACACAAGGGACUACUACAAGUGCCAUGACUUCCUUGAGUCACUUUGGAACAAUGCUGAGGAACCCACCAGAACUCUUAUUCAUGGCAUUCUACAAUGCGCUGUGGGAUUCCAUCACCUAUUCAACCAGAAUCAUAAAGGAGCCAUGAUGGAGCUGGGAGAGGGACUUUGUAAGCUGAGAAAGAUGAAUUUCAAAAGUGGUCCAUUUUAUCAGUUUGAGCAAGAAAUCUCUGCAGCUCUGGAUUUUAUUUAUCAAACACAGAUAGAGUUAGCUGCCUGUACAGAGGAUCUCUGUGUUACAAUGGAUCAAUCAGAGAGAUCAUACCAACUUCUAGGUGGGUAUGCUGCAGGUCAGCUACUAUAUACCCUGCAAAGUGACCCAAAUGAAACCAUGUAUAUUGUGUUCUCCCCUCACAGGUCUUAUGACAGUGAGCCACCAAAGGUUAAGCUUCCAACCCUCAAUGCAACCGCAGAACAUCUCGUGGCCUGUCAAUAUAAGUGAUUCUUGUUUUGAGACUACCUUUUAGGUUUUUG
Molecule: messenger RNA, 880 nt
Organism: Prunus avium (sweet cherry)
Lineage: Eukaryota; Viridiplantae; Streptophyta; Magnoliopsida; Rosales; Rosaceae
Product: DUF309 domain protein
Source: RefSeq, a predicted model, not a curated record